GCGUCUUCGGAGCUCCGUCUUCUCCCACCGACAACCGCACUUAUUACUUAGACGACAAUUUUCAGCGAAAGCAAUUUACUCCUCUUUCCCUGCUACCUUGGACUACUAUUCCCCAGGUCCCACCUCGGCCCUGUUCGACCACAGAGAGAGCAACGACCGGCCGAACGACCUCUAUGAUGAAGGGGUGACUGUGGAGAAGAAUGGCCUCGUAUAUCCGGCCAUCGACACGAGAUCUGUUUCCAACGGCGCAGUCAUGUUUCCAAAUACCUUUAUGAUGCAGGAGCUUGUUCGUGGAUACUUUGACGAAGUUCUUGAUCGCGAAGACGAGGGCAGUCAAGUUGAGAAGCCGUUUAUUUACACUAUUUCUAAGGGAACGCCCAUUCCCAGCCAUCUCAUUCUUAUCAACGAGUACAUUUCCAGGUUCUCGCUCCAGCCAUCCCGUGGCAUGUUGCUCAAAGAACUGAAUCAAUCAUUAGAUGAGUUCUAUGCCGAGCAUGCCCAAAAGGAGACUGCAGAGAAUUGGCUGAACACACAUCCUUUUCAAGACGCUGUAUCAGAUGAUGAAGAUUCCGUAUGGAUUGGCAAAUAGCCGAUUUUGUGAUGAUUGGUACGAAUGCCAUUUACCACUCUUGAUGCUGUGAUGGUGCCGCUCAGGGCUGCGGUCAAUUCAAUUUUUAAUAAAGACAUUCGUCAGUGG
Fusarium vanettenii 77-13-4 is the source of this 697-nucleotide messenger RNA. RefSeq lists its product as uncharacterized. Lineage: Eukaryota; Fungi; Ascomycota; Sordariomycetes; Hypocreales; Nectriaceae. The record is from RefSeq and is a predicted model, not a curated record. The coding region runs from base 254 to 589 and encodes 111 amino acids. The transcript has 4 exons.